AUGCCGACCGUGAUCAUCAACAAGCCUGUGGCCGGCACGUUACAGCCCACGGCGGUCCGGAAUCCGUUCUACCGUUUCAAAUAUCCCAAGUCGGUUCUCGAUGGCGGAUUUGGGUCGUUCGACGGGGCGAAUUACACGAAUCGUUGCGCCAAGGACGGCGAGAGUUAUCCCGCCACGGCUAAUGAAAAGCUUGCGAAUCUCACCUUGAAGGAGACGGUGUACAAUGUCUUUGUCAGGGCCAGCUCCUUCGAUGAGAUGGUCUCUGCUCAGAACCAGGGAGCCAACUUUGAGGGGCCCCAUAGCGGAGUCCACCUUGCAGCAGCAUGCGGUCAAGAUCUUGCUCUCCUCUCAAUCGCUGCCUUCGAACCGUUGUUCUGGCUCCAUCACGUCAACGUCGACCGUCUCAUCGCCUUCUGGCAGGCCCUCCACUUCGAGAACGCGACGAUGCACUUCUCGUACGCCUCUGAUCAGUUGUUUGCCACGCCAACCGGGACGAUCGUCACGCCCAAGUAUCCCAUUUUGCCGUUCAUGGGCUGGGGAGGCAGCCCUCUCACCAGCGAGUCGGUCACGCACAUCCGUGAUUGGGGCUACACGUACGCGCCCAUGCGGUUCUGGGACCAGGCGCCAGGGGAGACCAAGAUGGAGGUCAGCAGGACGGUGAACAGCCUCUACGGCCCGCGGGAACAGCAGCAGUGGCAGGAGCGGUACUCGUUCAAGGGGCUGAGGCGGCGCGAGAGGAUGCCACAGAGGGAGUACUUCGCCAAGGUCGAGGUUGAGAGGAGUGAGCUAGAGCUGCCUUGUCAAGUGCAGCUUUUCUUGAAGGGCAAUCUGGCCGGGUCGUUCACGUUGUUGGACAUGCCCAAGAAGGGGAUGAGUUACGAUACCAUUCCCCUACGCAGAGGUAUCGAGGCAGUGGGUAUCAGUAGGCUCUCGACGAAGAGUGUGCUUGGUACCAUUGAGGAUGGGUUGGGGGUUGUAAUUAGCAAAUUGGAUGGCACGACGAUGUCGCUGGAUCACGUCCCAAGCUUGAAGAUCGAGGUGGAGGACAUGGACGUCGUUCCGCCCGAUUCUUUAAACGAACUGCCGACGCUCGGUGCAGCGCAAACUCGUACCGUAAUGGGGCGGCCCUUAGCCAUAGGAGAAUACUCAUGA
Colletotrichum spaethianum is the source of this 1152-nucleotide messenger RNA. Its product is annotated as polyphenol oxidase 1. The record is from RefSeq and is a predicted model, not a curated record. Bases 1 to 1152 code for a protein of 383 amino acids. Lineage: Eukaryota; Fungi; Ascomycota; Sordariomycetes; Glomerellales; Glomerellaceae. Gene Ontology annotation, molecular function: oxidoreductase activity. The transcript has 4 exons.